CAGAAGUAGAAUCACCUGAGUGGGGCGGGGCAGAGAGUGCGGGCGCCUUGCGGGCUCCCCUGUGGGCUCCCCUGUGGCCCCUUCCAGGGCACUUGGGCCUGGCAGGGCUGAAGCCCUUACCCCCCCCCAGUCCAGCCGCCCGCCAGUUGAGGUUCUGACGUGCCCGGGGUGUCCCCGCAGAUCCCCGCCCCCCCUUUUCCCGUCCCUGGAUCCCCCUGGCAUGGGCUGGCCCCUGUGGACGCUGCUCCUGGCCCUGGGGCUGAGUUCCCCCGUGGGUGCUCACGCCCGGGGCACUGUGACACCGGCCCAGGUGCCCACGCUGCUGCCCCUGGUUAAGGCGCUUCUGCGAGAAGGCCCCGGGAGACCCCCCAGAUGGCCAUCAAGCCUGGGGCGGCCAGAGCAGUACAUGCUGGAGCUGUACCGGCAGAAUGCCGACCCACAGGGGCACCCACGCGGGAACCGUGUCUUCAGCGCCAACAUCGUGAGGCUGGUGAGGCCGGCGGGCCGCCACGUGCUGCCCCCCCAAGGGCCCUGGUAUAUACAAACCCUUGACUUCCUGCUUCAACCAAACCACAAAGUGGACCAGCUAUUGAGGGCUGCCAUUACCUACUGCCCUAGUCUCCACCUGUCUCGCUCCCAUUUUUCCUGCCACGUGGAACCCUGGGCCCCUGAGAGCACCAUCCUGCCAGGAGGAGGUUCGCCGAGUCUCAUUUUGCCCGAGACCUGGGCGGAGAUGGAUCUCACUAAUUACGUUCGGCAUCAGGUCUGGCCUCAGAAGGGGAGGGGGGUCCUUCGCAUCCAGGUCAGGUGUCGGCAGCGAGAGAGGACGAAAGUUGGCCUUGGGUGGAGGCAGGCGUUGGCCUCCGACACUGCUUUUCUGGUUCUGUAUCUCAACAAUACCUUUAAGGACGUGCCACGAAUCGGGCCACAAGAAUCUCUAGCGGAGGACCCUGGGGGAAUGGAUCCCCUGGCCCUGGCCCUGACCCGGCAGGUCCGUCAGGUGGGCCCCGUGAGACCCGAGAUGCCUCGCCGCUCGCAGGAGCAGACCCACUGUGCUCUCUACCCUUUCCAGGUCAGCUUCUCCCAGCUGGGCUGGGACAGCUGGGUCAUCGCCCCUCGCCGGUACAACCUCAACUACUGCAAGGGGACCUGCCCGUGGAUGCUACACUCUGGCCUCCACUCGCCCAACCACGCCAUCAUUCAGAACCUUAUCAACACCAUGGUGGACAGGAGUAUCCCCCGGUCCUCGUGCGUACCUUACAAGUACACGCCCAUCAGCGUCCUGCUGAUUGAGGCCAGUGGCAGCAUCCUGUACAAAGAAUUUGAAGACAUGAUUGCCGAGUCCUGUACCUGCAGGUGAGCAUGGAAGCCAGGAGGUUCCUGCUUGCUCGUUGCCAUCAAUCUCAAAAAGCAGUGCUCCCUUCACUGAUCCCUGGACUCUGUUCCAGUCUUCACCCUGCCAGGCACGGUCAUUCUUCUUAUAUUUUUUCUGCUCACCUCACUUAUUCCCA
Messenger RNA from Sarcophilus harrisii (Tasmanian devil), 1511 nucleotides. RefSeq names its product bone morphogenetic protein 15 (gene BMP15). Lineage: Eukaryota; Metazoa; Chordata; Mammalia; Dasyuromorphia; Dasyuridae. Gene Ontology annotation, cellular component: extracellular region. The transcript has 2 exons. The coding region runs from base 221 to 1360 and encodes 379 amino acids. The record is from RefSeq and is a predicted model, not a curated record. Gene Ontology annotation, biological process: SMAD protein signal transduction; BMP signaling pathway. Gene Ontology annotation, molecular function: growth factor activity; cytokine activity.